UUCACAAAUUUGCUGGGUGUACAAUUAUACUGCAUUAAUAUACGGGACUUUGACAGUUAGAAAAAUCAAAUUGAGAGAGAAUUUCACCGAUUAUGCCUGUGAUUCUCGGUGGCUUUACCCCCACCACCGUUACUCCUGAAUCUCGUGCCGCCUUGGAUCGCGCGCUUAUAGAUUCCGAUCUUCACGUGAACAACAUUUUGACUGUGCGCUCGCAAGUUGUGGCGGGCACCAACUACGAGUUUGAGGUGGAUGGUUCUAGCGCCUCGCAUAAUGAUGCUACACGCUUUGUGGUGAAAGUAUUUGACCAACCCUGGACAAAUCGUACAGUGCUUACAUCUCUUAUCGCGGUUCCAAGGACGCAAUGAAACUAAGCGAGAAAAUAUAGCUGACCAAAUCGAUUUUUUUUUGCUCCAUAACUUACUCCGACUCUUCCUACGUUCAUCUCAAACGGUCGCAUUGUAGAACGUAAGAAGCAUACUGCAGGUUUGAAGAUAGCAAAUAAACUUGCAAACUUAGAACCUU
This is a messenger RNA of Plasmopara halstedii, 522 nucleotides long. RefSeq lists its product as hypothetical. The transcript has a single exon. Lineage: Eukaryota; Oomycota; Peronosporomycetes; Peronosporales; Peronosporaceae. Gene Ontology annotation, molecular function: cysteine-type endopeptidase inhibitor activity. The record is from RefSeq and is a predicted model, not a curated record. Bases 93 to 365 code for a protein of 90 amino acids.